UCAUCGUUCUGGUUAUUGGUGCUGAUAUUAAAUUAAAAAUGAUUUUAAUUAAUUCAUUUUCUCUUUCAAAUUCUGAAUGAAUUGUAGGGAUGGAGUAUUUCAAAACUUUUUCAUCCAUAUCAGUAUGUCCUCACCAUGUGAAACAAGAUGUAUGUCAAACUCGAGCGAAAUAUCGUGAAGGCAAGGAGAAGACUGCUGUCAAGGUGUACACCGUUAAUCAAGAAUCUAUGUACAUUAUCAUUAGUGAUGUUCCUGCUGUUGGUGGUUGUGAUCAACUAAGAGCAUUGUGUGAUAGUUAUGGUGUAGUUGAGGAAUUUCAAGUCCUGGAUGAGUAUCCAUCUGAAGAAUUUACUGAAGCAUUUUUAGUAAAGUUCGAUUCAUUUCUUGCUGCUAAGACAGCAAAGCGUCACUUAGAUGAAGAAUCAUUUUUAGGAGGUCUUUUGCAUGUAUUUUACGCUCCAGAGUUUGAGACUCCAGCAGAAACAAGUUUAAAACUUCAAAAAAGGCGAAAAUAUAUUGCAUGGAAGACAAAAAGUUCUGUGCCAGGUGCCAGUACUUCAUCUCAUAACUCAACAGUCAACAAGAAAACCAAUUGCUCUUCUUCAUCGAAUGGGAAUAGUGCUGUCCAGCAGCCUGUGACCUAUGUAUGGGCUGGCAAAGAAUAUACUGUUUACCCCAAUCCUGCUCCGGAAACUUCAAACGAUUCGCAACCUCAAGAAAAGAAAGCCAAGACUAUCACUAGUUUUUUGCCCCGACAAAUCAAAACAGACAAUGUUUCUGAUAGAAGUAUUAAUCAAAGCAGCAGCUCUCUUAAGAAAGAAAAUGCUUCAUUUGAGUCUUGUCCUGGAUCUUCAGCAGUAGAAAAAUCUUAUUUAAAUACUAUGUCUCAUGUGAGGGCCAAGAUCACUGAAGUAUCUGUUCCAAAUGUGAGAGUGAGCUUUAAAAGGAGGAAAAGAAUGUGAUCUGCGGAACAUUUUGUGAUUUCAAAGCAUAACUACUUUUGCACCCAAAUGUCAGCAAAUUUCAUCACUUUCAUUUCUCAUCAACUUUUUAAACACUGAAAUGAUACUCAAAAGUGAAAUGUUGUUGAAGUGAUAUAUUGUGAAGGAUCAUUGUGUACAUAGAAUUCCGUACUUCAUUUGUUUUAUUUUACAGUUUAUAUAUUAAAAUCUAUCUGAAGUGUUCAUUUUGUAAUUUAAAAAUACUUGAUUUAAUAAAA
This is a messenger RNA of Uloborus diversus, 1219 nucleotides long. Its product is annotated as RNA-binding protein 48-like. The coding region runs from base 90 to 962 and encodes 290 amino acids. Gene Ontology annotation, molecular function: nucleic acid binding. The transcript is spliced from 5 exons. Lineage: Eukaryota; Metazoa; Arthropoda; Arachnida; Araneae; Uloboridae. Gene Ontology annotation, cellular component: nucleoplasm. The record is from RefSeq and is a predicted model, not a curated record.